UGAAAAACCUUAUCAAGAGGCUAAAAGUUACGGACGUAGCUGGUGUGUUCGACCCGUUCAAAGCAUCAUCCCGUGGACAAGAAAAGAAGGGUCACCAAAAUCUGCGCCUUGAAUUCCGCCCUACGGCGCGGUCGCGCGAAUCCCUCCACUCAAGAGCCUCUGCCACACCCAAAAUGUCACGGAGAGUCGCAGCAGACGGCUAUUCCCUUCCCGCAAACCCACACUAUCUCGAUUUUCCCCGGACUGAUGGAUCAGAAGCAACCUGGCCUUCAUUGACCAAUCGCGAGGUCGACGCUGAAGGCCAUGUGAACUACUACGAAUGCCUUGAGGAAGACCACUCGCAGCAUAUACGGUGGAGGACCAUGGUUGGGGAUGCUGUGGCGAAGAAGUUGGGUCUGCCUGGGGGCCCGAAUUAUGUUUUGAGAUCGUUUCCUGCGGAGUAUCGCUUGUACGACCAUAACAAAGGUCCUGCAAAGUCACCUCGACAUGACUUAUAUCUUUUUGGUCCCUUCAAGAAGCGCUUUCGCUCAGUAUUCGAGUUUGUCCCUCAUGCCAUCUGGCUAAUGGACGGCUCAACUGACUGCAUAUGCAAAUACUGCUCGAAAAAGGCGCAACGCGAAAUAACAACAUCCAUGAGCACCAGCGGGAUCAUCCCGGUCCGUGCGACGCCCGUCGGUCAAUCGCCUACACCUUCCCGCGUUAAGGCUAUACGAGACAAGGGCAAGGGCCGCGAACCGCUCUCCCGACCAAAUCCUCGCGAAACGAAGACAUACGUUGCCGUUCAGCGAAUUGCGAAGCCCUCGAUCGUGUCAGAGGGGGUGCUGAGGACGCCAAUGCUGGUAGAGCGGAAUAACGACCUGCGUGCCAUUUACUCCAAGACAUCGAUGGAAUUGAGACGGUGGUUUAGGGAAGGAGAGGUGGUGUGGUGUGCACUGGAGGCACCGAUCACUGGGCCGCAACAGGAUGCUGCGUGCAUUCGGUUUUGGCCAGCUGUUGUUGACGAGGUGAAGCUGAAGACGGAGCCCAUACCACGACAAGCGGCGAAUGGACACGCACGGAGCAGCUCGUCGCAGCCGCAUUUACCCCAAGCGGGCUCGUCAGCUAUGCAGGUCGACCCUUCCUCUUCUUCAAUAGGUACCGAGAAGGGUCCUAUGCUCGAGAGCGCAGAAGAACCUCUACCCUGGACAAUUCGUCAGUCAACCCAAUACAAAGUCCAACUACUCGCUGUGUCCCAUUGCUAUACCAUCCCCGACGACCAGGUGCUCCCAUACCAGGCCUAUAUGCCCAGCGAUGACCUCAUUCGCCUCAUGCUCACCUACCCACCCGAAAGACUCACUCUUGACAAGGAAUCACUAUCUAGUUUCAACCCAUACCCUGGGCCGACGCCGCCCACCCUUUUUGAAGCGGUUCCACCAUAUGCGCUAGCAUUGCAGAUCGCGUCUACGCUUUCUUCCUUUUGGUGUCUUACAGACGAGUAUGAGCUGAACUAUGCACUGCCGGGCACCCCUCAUGAGAGCCCGAAACGCCCGCCACUGCCUUCAAGAGCACCAUUGCCCUCUCGAAUCCCAGCUCCUAUUUCCGCCCCCUCGAUGAUGCCCUCAACACCACCAGCUACGUUCCAACAAGCUAUGGAAAUGGCCAAUGGACAUCCCGAAUCUAUUAGUUCAGGUCCAUCCAACGCUUUCUAUCGAAACGUCUAUGGUGUCGACCCUUCUAUGUCUCAAGCAACAGUCCAAAAAACGACGGAACGCGUCCUCGGCGUACCGCCGCCUCCGGAUAACCUCUUGCAGAAGCGUUUUCAAGGGCUGUGGUGGGGUGCUGAGCGGAUCUGGACUGACGAUUUCAUUCGGUUGAAAGUGCCACGGCGGACACUCGCACCUCAAGGGAGUGGUCAAAUUCUGUCGCCGUCUGGACCCAGCAAGUCGGUUGCGGAGGAGUGGAUUGGGCAAGGAGGGAGUCUAGCGGAGAUGGGGGCUGGAUCGAGAGGGGUGUUCUUGAGACUCGAUGGGAUUUUUGCUGUAGAGGUUCCCCAGGAACAUGGGUCGUCGACGAAGGAGGCGAGGGUGUGUGGGAUGCUGUAUGAACUCGCAGACGAGGAUUGGGAGGACCCGAAUGCGCCAACACGGUUGGCACCAUCCGACCAGGCGAAUGAGUCGUCUGAGGAUCCUGCCGACCCUGCUUCCAGUUCGCAAGUACCACCAAGCGCUUCUGCUGCAGUCAAUGGCGGGUCGUCGGGGACACCAGGAGGCAUCGUUCCGAACGGCGCAGGCGUCAACGGCUCAUUGUCCAAAGACACCUUCCAGUACGCCCUCCCACAAGCACCAGUGGGAUACAAAUUCCGGCCGAUCCUUAACCCAGGUUACGAGUUCGUCGGUGCGUUGGGUCUGAUCAGCGGGCGGUACUACCCUCGCAUUCUGGCGCACCCCAAACUUUUACCGAUCGUCAAGGAAGCACUGUCUCACGAGCCGGGCGAGGGUGCUAUCAUUGGGUCGGAUAAUCUGUGGGCACUCGAGGGCCUUUCCGGCGGGUACUUCAACUCCGUCGACCCUCACCGCUACAAGCGGACGCGGGUUGCGAUGAUGCAGGAUGCAGACCGGGAAGCGGUUCAGCAGCUGCAGACGUACGCCCAGGGUAAAAUGGAGGAGGCUGUGAGAGCGCAGAAUGGUCAUGGUGGUGACGAUGUGCCAGGGGGUGAACAUGACGCGAUGGAUGUGGACGCGGACGAUAUUUACGCCUGAG
This is a messenger RNA of Cyclocybe aegerita, 2739 nucleotides long. Lineage: Eukaryota; Fungi; Basidiomycota; Agaricomycetes; Agaricales; Hemipholiotaceae. The record is from the annotation of a GenBank genome assembly.